This is a messenger RNA of Magallana angulata, 2512 nucleotides long. RefSeq names its product WASH complex subunit 4-like. Gene Ontology annotation, biological process: endosomal transport; endosome organization. The record is from RefSeq and is a predicted model, not a curated record. NCBI's taxonomy places the organism in Eukaryota, Metazoa, Mollusca, Bivalvia, Ostreida, Ostreidae. The transcript has 18 exons. Bases 776 to 2161 code for a protein of 461 amino acids. Gene Ontology annotation, cellular component: WASH complex; endosome.
AGAGAGAGAGAGAGAGAGAGAGAGAGAGAGAGAGAGAGCUGCAUGCAUGUCAAUAUAUUGCGCACAAAAAUGUGCACUAGUUUUGGAUAGAUUAACAUUAUCUAUACGCGAUAUCUGUGGAAUCGUCCAGUCGAAUAUUUUCAGAUCUGGAGCUACAGAACUACAGCAAAGAGAGAGAGUACCUACAGCAGAAACCGGGAAAGGGGGACUGUAGGCUUUGUCGUUGUUUGCAAGUCAUUCUUCCGUUUUGGACCAUUAUAAUACAUGUACUUGAGAUUCAUUGUUUUGUUUUCUGACCCCCAGGGUACGCCAGGCCUGUGACUGCUCCUUCUUCUACUGGCACCGAGUGAUCCUCCCCAACUACCUGACCGACAUGUUUGAGAAUGUCACCGACCCCCCACAGGAUACACUACAUGUUUGGAGCUCUCAAGGACUGUGUUCCAAGAAUGGCCGCCGUGCGUCACAUGGCGACACCCAACGAAUUGGCUGAUCUCCACGACAGAGAAAUAUAUGGCUACUUCAAAGAGGACCUGUUGAGUCCCCUGUGUCGAGCAUUGAGGCGGACCUCCGACUAUAGAUCCACACCCACCUCCAGCUCGACGACAGGAAUCCGUUCAAGGUCGGCAUGAGAGAUCUCUCCCACCUGCUUAGAGUCCGACCAAUCAGAUUGUUUGACAGACUGAUCAACAUCAAAGCCUAUGUGUAGCAUUACCUGAACAAGACAUUCUACAACCUGACCACUGUGGCUCUACACGACUGGAAGACGUACGGCGAGAUGAAGAACAUGGCACAACAGAAGUACUGUCUGAAUCUACUCGAGUCCCACCUACCCAGUCAGACACUAGAACAGGGCCUUGAUGUUUUGGAGAUUAUGAGGAACAUCCACGUGUUUGUCUCCAGAUACAUGUACAAUCUAAACAACCAGAUUUUUGUUGAGCGAUCCAGCAACAACAAGCACCUCAACACGAUGAACAUCCGACACAUCGCCAACUCCAUCCGGACUCACGGCACGGGCAUCAUGAACACCACGGUGAAUUUCACUUACCAAUUUCUGCGGAAGAAGUUCUACAUUUUUUCACAGUUUCUUUAUGAUGAACAUAUCAAGUCCAAGUUAAUCAAGGAUUGGAAAUUCUUUAGAGAAAAUCAUAUGCAGACUGAUCAAAAGUAUCCUGUGGAAAGAGCAGACAAAUUCAACAAAAACAUCAAGAACCUGGGUCUCACUCCAGAUGGAGAUAGUUAUCUGGAUCAGUUCCGGACUCUCAUCUCACAGAUAGGAAAUGCAAUGGAAUACAUCCGUAUGAUCCGGUCUGGAGGUCUCCACUGGUGUAGCAAUGCUAUCCGGUUCAUUCCGGACAUCGAGGACAUUGUCAGCUUCGAGGAGCUGUGUAAGGAGGAGAACUUGUCCUCAGAGUGUCAGGCUGCCGCCAAAAACCUUGACAAUGUGGUUGGCAAUUUAGCUAGAAACUUUGCAGAGGGCACAGAGUAUUUCAAAAUGCUGGUUGAUGUCUUUGCCCCAGAAUUCCAAAAUAUGCACCUGAGGAACUUCUUUGUAAUUCUUCCUCCACUGACUGUAAAUUACAUUGAACAUUCCAUAAGUUGUAAAGAGAAAAUGAGCAGAAGAAACAAAGUGGGAGCAGCCUUCACUGACGAUGGCUUUGCUAUGGGAGUGGCCUACAUCUUGAAGCUGUUAGACCAGUAUCAUGAGUUUGACUCUCUUCACUGGUUCCAGUCAGUCAAAGACAAAUACAGGAUAGAAAAGGAGAAGCAGAGACAGGCUAUGGCCAACAGGGCGGAUGAGAAAUCCCAACAGACCAUGACCCUGACAGUGAAGAGGCUAGACCAAUACCAGCAGGAAUAUGACCUGCUCAACUAUUCCCUCAGCAGUGCCAGGAUUUUCUUCCGUGCUGAUAAAACUGCCGCAGAAGAGAACGAGGAGAAAAAAGCUGAUGGAGAGCCGAGUACCAGUUCAGAUCCUGCUCAGGCCACCAGUCAAACUACAACAACUCCAGCAGAUUCCAGUGCCCCACCGCCUCCAGCUGCCCCGGCGGCCCCUGCUGCCCCACCCCCUCCGGCCCCAGCCCCAGCCCCACCACCAGGUGGCCCUCCCCCUCCUCCUCCUCCACCUCCACCCCCGCCUCCGCCCCCGCCCCCUCCAAUGUAAGCAACAGUGGGAUGGACUCAGUACUCCAAAACCCAGUGUCCACAUACAAUAUAGUAAAAGGACCUAUGUGCAAUUUUGUAAAAUCAGAUAUAGGACAUAAACAAUACAUGUAUAUAUUUUUUGAAGAACUCUAUAGGAAAAAUGAAUUACAAAUUGUGAAGUAUACUUAUUUGUGAUAAUACUAAUUUGGACAUGAUUAGGAUUUAUUGUUGAUUCACAUUAUGGCUUUGCUUUAAGUUUGAAAUUGUGCUAUAUUGAUGCUAUUUUUGUGGCUAUGAAAGCUUAUAAGUGCCAAACAGAGAUUAUGAACAAUAUUGAUGUAUCUAAUAAGAAAUAAAAUAUGCAAUCUUA